Tetrapisispora phaffii CBS 4417 is the source of this 648-nucleotide messenger RNA. RefSeq lists its product as uncharacterized. The record is from RefSeq and is a predicted model, not a curated record. The coding region runs from base 1 to 648 and encodes 215 amino acids. The transcript has a single exon. Lineage: Eukaryota; Fungi; Ascomycota; Saccharomycetes; Saccharomycetales; Saccharomycetaceae.
AUGAAAGGGACCGACAAGAACGUCGAGAGCGUGUGGGAAACACCUGAAAAGUUUUCAAGUUUGAAGCCCUGUUCUGCGAGUUCUGAGCAUCACGACCACCUACGGAAUGGACACUUUCGGGUUCGUGCUUUUACGAACUGGACAUCGAACACCUCGCCUGGCAUUUCCUCUCGAGAAGGGACUUUUGCGAGGAAUGUUCCCGGGAAAAGCUAUUCGGGCAUCGCUACGUCGAGCGAGCGUCUGCCGGUAUGCGGCAGACAGAUCAGCUCAUCACUGCGUCGUGGUGUCGAUGAUAGCGGAGACGAGCGCAGAACGAGGGAGCUGAGGAUUGAACGCAUCCGAGUGUGCAAAGCCAACAUCAACGGAGACGUCGACAUCGGGACAAGUACUUUGCGGGCCUGCAUGCGAGCAUUCCAAAGCCAAGAGAAGGGAAUAGCUUGCAACGGAGGCUCUUCACAUCGCAGAUGCGUGUCCACAUAUAUAUGCACUGUCACAGCCCAUGGUGGCCACCACCGUCCAGCAGACUCGGUUACCCGCAAAGGCACUAUCAACCCCCACCACCUCGCACCUGCGACCCCCGGCACACACUGGGGCCUUGCGCCCGGCGCACCACCCGCUUCUCCGGUUAACUUGCGCUCUUAUCAGUAA